Molecule: messenger RNA, 906 nt
Organism: Ectocarpus sp. CCAP 1310/34
Lineage: Eukaryota; Phaeophyceae; Ectocarpales; Ectocarpaceae
Source: the annotation of a GenBank genome assembly
ACACACAAUUAUAACAGGGUGAUACGGGAGCAGAGCAUGGCUGACAACGCGAACAACACAGCAUUAGGGCGGGGUGAGAAGUGGUGGAGCCUUGUCAAGGCCAUAGCUUUCGAGCUGAAGCCGUUCAGCCUUCCCGGCGUCGAGGAUGUGAAGGCCGCCGCGGUAGCAGUCAGAACGAAUGUCCGUCAACUCACCGACGAACUCGUUAGAGUCACGCCGGAGGCUCUUGGUGCCGUGAAGGCCGUAAACCCGUCCAGAGCGUUGGGUCUGAUGGCUUGGCUCUGCGGGUGGGCGCUGUUCAUCUGGCUCGAGUUCGGUGCGGUUUAUUUCAUCAUUUCGUCCAUGGCCAUGAUUUUCAUGAACCUCGGCGAGCGUGGGGAGAGCGAGUGGUCCGCGUACAGCGUUUUCAACGCAGGCUGCCGCGCGCUGUUGGGCACCAUCAACGCCGAGCAGUUCGAGCGCGAGAUCAUGCGCCAAAACGUGGCUGCCCCGGCCCACCAACACGGCGACGGCAACGAGGACGACAACCACCGAGGAGCCAACAACGACCAGGACGAAGAUUUCGUGUGGGUGGAGCCAGAACCGGUAGUGCGCGACGUCGCUGCCGGUGACGCUGAUGAGCCCGAGGAUGGCAACGGAAGCGAGUAUGACGACGAUGACGGUGGCAGCGGCGGCGGAGGCGGCGGGGGUGGAGGCGAAGGAGGUGCUGCUGCCAGAGGGGCGGGGGGCGGGCGGAAGGUGAGCGGCAAGCGCGCGCGCCGGGGCUUCGAGGAGAGGAAGGAGAGGCAGGAGGAGAGGAGGCUUGCGCUGCAGGCGGUGGAGCAGGACGAAUGGAACUGAGAGCGGAAGCCAAGGGGUGGUGUUUGCUCCGCGGGACAUACGUACUCCCUGUGUGUGUGUGAGAGA